UUUUCAGAAGUCAGCUGUCAAAAAGUGAAAUGUGUCCCUUUCCCAUUUCUGCACAGCAUAUCCCUCAGCACAAACAUGCCGAGUUAGGAGAAAAAUACCCAAAGCACAUCAAUCUUUUGACUGAAGAAUUUCACAGAAGACUUACUUUGUCUGUCUAAAGAAGAAGACAUCCAGUUGAAGCUGACUGAAGAUCUCUUUUCUGUGGAUCCAGAGGAAGUGCCACUACAUUUGCAGUUGGAGAUUAUUGAACUUCAAUGUUCGGCAGUUUACUGAAAUAAGCACAGAGAACUUAGCCUGUGGGACUUCUACAAAAGUCUGGACGAUGAAAAAUACAAGAAUCUUAUCAAAGUUGCACUGAAAACAUUCAGCAUUUUUGGAAGCACUUAUUUAUGUGAACAAACAUUUUCCAUCAUGAACAUGAAUAAAAACAAGCAACGUUCUUCUCUGACAACCAUUUGGAAGACAUUAUGAAAAUAUCCACUUCAAAUAUGACCGCUGAAUAUGACAAGCUUGUCGCUGAAAAGAGAUGUAAUAUCUCUCAUUAAAUUUGCAAGCUCCUGAACCCAAGCAGAGGAUCCUGUUGCGACACUUCUCUGGUUUAAUCAGUGACCUCUAAGGAAUCUGCAGAUCAGUGUGUGGCCUCCCUGCCAGGGCUUUGAUCACAUCUCCCCACUGCCUUCCCUCCUACUGCAGAUAUGGAGCCCAGGAUGUUGCAGCUCCUUUUCGUCCUCCAUGUCUUGGCCUUCCCAGUCCAGCUCUGUGAAAUUCCCAGGGGAAAUCCUGCUCUGAUCAAAUGCCUGAACAUGGAGCUCUUGAGACUCAGCCAGGAUCUGUCGGAGGAGCUGAACCCCAGUGUGUAUUUGGCCCUUCGUCUUUCUGCUGACCACAGUCUGGAGAAAGAGGCCCAGUACCUCCAGAGACUGAAGAAUGUCUUCCAGCCCAGUGCCAGCAGCUCCAAAGCAGGUGGCCAACAGAAGCAGCCCAACACAGGCCGCCUGGCUCUGUACCUCCUAGCACUGCGGGCUGCCUGCCAGGACAUGGAGAGGCUCCUGGAGAGGCGGCUGGUGACCCGGUUGAAGCACCAUCUGCACAAGGAGAAGGAGCAGAUAGCUUUCAAAAGGAAUGGCCGCCCCAUCACCAGUUACUACCAGUACAGCCUGGGGGUCUUGGCCCUGUGUGUCCAUGGCAAGAAGAUCGACUCCCAUGUGAUCCAGAAGCUCCUGAAUGCUGAGCAGCACAACAAGUUCACGCAUGGCAGCAAGCUCUCUGUGGACACCACGGCCAUGGCAGGCUUGGCCUUUGCCUGCCUGAAGCAGGCCAACCUCUAUGAACCCAAGCUAGUGGCAGCAAUCAGCCUGGCUGUCCAGAGAGUGACGAACAGGAUUCUCCAGGCUCAGACCACCAGGGGCACCUUCGGCAACAUCUUCAGUAGCCCACUGGCCAUGCAGCUCUUGAUCGCCACCAGGAUGAGCAAGAAGCCAGUGUGUCCCAAAGGCAUGGAUGCCCUGUUGGGGAGCCUGGAACAGGGUCACUUCCAGAACCCCAUGAUCAUGUCCCAGCUGCUGCCCGUACUGGAUGGCAAGAGCUACCUGGAUAUUGCCACCAUGGAGUGCCAGGCAGAGCAAGACACUUUGGAGCUAGACACCCAGUGCCCAGGAGCCAGGACAGUAAUUCUGGGGACCAAGAUGAUCAUUGUUCAGCUGGCUGUGGAGCACCCUCCGAACCCUGAGACGCUGUACAACCACUCCAUCCAGGUGCUCUCUGGGUCCUCCCUCCAGGACAUGCUGAGAACCGCUGCAGAGCAGGGCCCUGGGCAUUUCACGUUUGAAACCCAGAACACCUUGCAUGGUCCAUUUUUAGCUGCAGUGAUGGGGGUGAAAGCCAGCAAUGGAGAGCGGAGAUACUGGCAACUCCUCCAGGCCCCAGACACCAGUCUUCAGAAAGGCAUCUCUGACUACCACCCUCAGGACGGAGAGUCCAUCAUCCUGAAGUUUAGCCCCUGGUAGAAGGCCUGCUGCCUGCCUUCCAGCUCCCUGCCCCACCUCAAUCCACAGUGAACUCUCUGUGUGUGUCUCUCUCUCUACCCCAGAAGCAGGAGGUCUCAGCUAGAAAGAGCAGCAUAUGCCUGUCAGCCUGCGAGCCCUGUGCCCACAGAGUGGCAUCUUCCUCCUCACAAACUGAAGUCCAUAAUGCAAGUCCCUGGCCUCCUGUCAGAGUGUGUGUAUGUGUGUGUGUCUAUCUGUCAAAAGGGGCAAAUUCCCUCCUGCCCUGGAGACGUGUUCUGCUGUGGAUCAGCCACAACCAUCCACUCAAUGGAAACUAACCAUGUCAGGGAGUGGGGAGCAGCAGGUUUGGUGUAAAUGAAAAACCUUGAAUAUGAUGACACAUGCAUCUGAGGAAGUGGGUAUUCACCCAGGAAAGCUCAUGCUCCAAAACGUCUGUUAGUCUAUAAGGUGCCACAGGAUUCUUUGCUGCUUUUACAGAUCCAGACUAACACGGCUACCCUCUGAUAUAUGAUGACACAGUGCAUCAUAAUUCUGAUUUUCUAAUGCAGCUUUAACCCUUGCUGUGCUGUGACUGUCUAAACUGCCACCCAAUGAGUACAUAGGAGGAUGUGUCUGCAUCCUUCUGCUGGACACACUUUGCUUCCCAGAGGCCCACUGUACCAGUGCCCUGGUGUGACUGGGCUCCUGGGGAUUCUCUAGACUGCACCCCUCUAUAUAGCAGUCACUGCACAGCUCGCAGGCCAGGGAUUCCAUCCCUGCUCCCUCCCAAAUUUUUGAAGCAACAGAACUGCUGCUGUGACGAAAGGAUGUGGCUGAUAUCUCUGCUGUCUGGAGAGCAGUGGGUGGGAACCUGGCCCCUGUGCCAACGGGAGAUGGUGCCCCCAUGCAGCCACUCUCCCUCAGUCUGACAUUUGGAUCUGAAAUGAUUAAAGCUUUGAUUGCAAACCUGA
Gopherus evgoodei (Goodes thornscrub tortoise) is the source of this 2956-nucleotide messenger RNA. RefSeq names its product transcobalamin 2 (gene TCN2). Gene Ontology annotation, biological process: cobalamin transport. NCBI's taxonomy places the organism in Eukaryota, Metazoa, Chordata, Testudines, Testudinidae. The transcript has 10 exons. The record is from RefSeq and is a predicted model, not a curated record. Bases 696 to 2006 code for a protein of 436 amino acids. Gene Ontology annotation, molecular function: cobalamin binding.